Molecule: messenger RNA, 1278 nt
Organism: Phytophthora sojae
Lineage: Eukaryota; Oomycota; Peronosporomycetes; Peronosporales; Peronosporaceae
Exons: 4
Coding region: 1-1278 (425 amino acids)
Source: RefSeq, a predicted model, not a curated record
AUGGUAGCAGCCGCCGGUCACAAGACGCAGAAGUUUCCUGCCAUGUUACCGAUGCAGCACCCGUAUGAGGAAGACGAGUUCUUUGUUCGCGAUUGCUACGAGACCCUGUACGACGAGGUUAUCGAGGAGCUGUUCACGAAGGGCAAGCACUGUGUCACAAUUACUGGGGCCCCAGGGAACGGCAAAUCGAUCUUCUACGCGUAUUUCUUUCAGCGCUUUCGCCACGAUCCUGAUAGACAACACUUCGUCAUCCUGACGACGGCGUUCACACAGAAAUCCAAGAUUAUACAAGCCGCCGCGUUUAAGGGGGAACGAGACGAGGCGAUCGGGAGAAGCGUGUGGCCAUUUUCGCCAGAGUUUAACACUUCGGUUUGGCAAGCUACUGGAGAUGACAUUCUUCGCCUGUACGACGGGCCUCCCUCGGUUGAGGUGCCCUACCCGGAGAAGAUGGUUUGCUUCACCAGCCCGAACGAAAACUGGUUCGGGAAGUUUGACAAGGACAGAACCAAGCAGACGUUAUACAUGCCGGUGUGGACUCCAGCUGAGCUGUGGACAGCCGCCACGCUUCUUGGCUACGACCGGCGGGACCCACCGUUAACGGAAGACAUGAUCAACGAUCGCUUCGAGAAAUUUGGUGGAGUGGCUCGUGAGGGCCUGGAACUGAGUGAGAGAUUUGUUCAAUCUCACUUGGAACGGCUUGAGGCCGCCAUCAAAGAAAUGGCUCCCGACGUGCUGCUGGAGAGGAUCAGUACCGCAGAGUUCGAAGAGCGCAGCAAACUGAUCCGAUAUCUACGUGGUAUCUCGGAGGGAGCAGCCUUUCGCGGCUACUUAGUGGAGAUGAAGGCGCACGAAUUGCUGGUACACGGCAUGAAUGGGAAGGGCAUCGUGGCGGUGCUUAAGAGCCUGGGCUUGUUUAACAACGCGAUCAAACACCCGAGAAGUGUCGUGUUGAUUUUUGUCGGGCCCGAGCCAAAGCCAGAUCAGGAACGGCUCAAGAGCGCACAGACCAUUCCUUGGGAUCUACUGGCGAAUUCCGAAAGUGUCGACAUACUCCCAGGCGUUGGAGUCGAGAAAAAACAUGAGCUGGAACGCAUUCACAUCAGGACGGUGGAGGAUCUACGCGAGGCUGUUGUUCCAAAAACGACCGCGCAAAAGGAAUUUUUCAAAAGGCACAACUUGGGGUCAUACGUACGCAUUCUCAGCAAGUUCGAUCGUGGUCGGAAGUCGAUUCGAGAUAUGCUGCAGGGGAUUCCACAGUACGUGUGGGAGGUGAUGUAG